CUUAUAAUCUAAAAGAUUAAUAAAUUAUACUUUAUUGCGAUAACUUAAUGAAAACAACCCGCCCUUCAUUCAAAUUAUUUAAAUUAAAAUUAAAAUAUAUGACUUUUCGAUAACAUCUGGUUCCAUGAUGUCUAAGUUUGUGACUAACUUCAUUCUAUUAAGUAAACAGAAAAUACAAAUAUUACAACAAAUUUUUUAAAUAAAUAUCUUAUUAAAUCAAUAUUAUAUGAUAUAGUUUAUGAAAAAGGAUGGGUUAUAACAACUAUGUUGUCUUAAGAACCAGGUAAAAAGACGAUGGAAGAGUCUAAAUCAAUGACUUUCGUGUGCCAAGAAAUGGCCUCGAGCAUGUUUCAAAAGCUCUUUGAACAGAAAAAGUCGAAUCGCUUCUGUGAUUUAACAUUAUAUGUGAAUAAUAGAAUUAUUAAGGCGCAUAGGAGCGUUUUGGCCUGCGGAAGUCCUUAUUUCGAUUCGAUACUAAAACAUCACAAAAUCGUUCGUGAAGAGUUAACAGUAAAUUGUUUGGAUGUUGAUAUUUUAGAUACAAUCAUUAAUUUCAUGUAUACAGGACAAAUAUCAAUUGAAUAUUCAAAUGUAGAGGAAUUAUUAAAAUUAGCCGAUUAUUUUAUUAUGACAAAAGUCAUUGAGUACUGUAUAGAAUUUUUGGGUACAAAAUUAAGUUUAUAUAAUUGUUUAUUCACUUAUAAUUUAACUCAAAGCUUUAAAUUAAAACAAUUAGGUCAUUUAGUUGAAAAUUGGAUUAUCACUCAUAUUAACGAGGUUUGUGAUGGUGGAGAAAUACUUAAUUUAAAUUGUUAUGAACUACAAGAUUUUUUAAGAAAUAAGGUUUUUGUGAUUCCCGUUUAUAAAGCAUUAAGAAUAAUAUCCGAUUGGGUAUUAAAAAAUCAAGAUGUUAGAGAAAAAGACUUUUUAAAAUUAUUAUAUUGUAUUCAAUGGAAUAUUGCUGAUCAAAACGAUAUUUUUAAGCAUGUUGAAACUUGCCCUUUGUACGGUAAAAGCGAACUGUGCUUUUUCUUUUUCUUAACAGCCUUAGCUCAAAAUAAUAUCUUAACACCAAAUUUUAAGAAUAGAUAUGAUGUUUUAAGCGUUAAAUAUGAACAUGCGUUAAAAAUUGAUGAUAGAAAUGAUAAUUAUAAACAAGAAUGUCGAAUUAGCGUAAUGGAAAAAGAUUCUAGUGUAUGUAGUUCCUCCAUUGUUAAAGCUAAGCAAAAAAAUCGGAAACAACAAUUACUUAAAAGGCUUAUGUUUGGAUUAAAACCAAGUUUACGGAUGGCUGCUUUAAAAUUAUUUACAAACAAAAAGAAAAGUAUAACAGAAAAUAUCAUCGAAAAUGGGAAAGAAUCCGAAUCGGAUGAAAAAGUUGGGGUAAAAUGUCCGGUUUGUUUCACAAACAUAAACGACAGUUUACUAUUGGAACAACACUUGGCUUUAAGUCAUGCUAAAGAUGUAACAUACAAAUGUGGAAUUUGUAAUUUUGUCUGUCAAUAUCACGGAGAUUAUCUUAAUCAUAUGAAAACACAUUUUUCCGGACCACCAUUCAAAUGCGAUUAUUGUGACUUCAGUAACGAUCAAAUAGCGAAAUUAAUUUCACAUCGAGCGAAACACCUCCAAGAAUCGUUCUAUCAAUGUACAUUUUGUUCAUUCAAGUGCCGUCAAAAACAGAACUUCGUCGCCCAUCUAAAAAUACAUACCCCCGAGAAAACACACAAAUGUGAUACAUGUUCAAAAUCUUUCAAGUACAAACACAACUUGGAAAAUCAUGUUCAAACACAUAAUAAUAUGGAAAAAUCUUUGAGUUGCGAUUCUUGUGGGUUUCAUACGAAGUAUAUGAGUCAUAUGAUUGCUCAUAAAAGAAUACAUGCUGGUGAUAUUUAUAGAUGUUCAUAUCCACAUUGUAAAUAUUCAACAUCUAAAAAGAAUCAAUUAGCAACGCAUGCGAAAACUCAUAACGGAGUUCGUCCCCAUUCUUGUACAAUUUGCGGUCGUGGUUUUAUGGAAAAAUCUCAUUUGGUACGUCACGAAAGGAUUCAUUUAGAAGAAAAACCGUUUAAAUGUUCGAGUUGUGAUUAUGCGAGUUCCCGACGUGACAAACUAAAAGAACAUUUUACGCGACAUCAUGGCGAAAACGCCUCGGCUAAAGUACCUUAUAAAGCGAGACCAAUGAGAAAUAAUCCACGGCCCAAAUCUCAACCGCCUCAAGAAAACGCAACGGCAAAUGGGAAUGUGAGUUUUCCAACGGCGAAUAAUAAUUCUUCGUCGACGGUGACGCAACCUAUCGGGACGGAAAUACAAGAUUUAAUAAUGCAUCAUCAAAAUCAUCCGAUUUCUUCGACAACUGGAAAUAUUCCUGCGAUAAAUCCGAAUUAUCAUCACUUUGGUGAUCCAGCUGAUUUUCAUCAUCAUUCGCACGCGCACAAUAUUCAACAUCAAAUUUUGGCUUCUGGACAUAACCAACGGAUUUCACAACAUUCGAAUAAUGUUGUUAAUCAUCACAUGCUCGGAAGGGGAAAUCAUUCGACUGCUACUUCUACAGCAGCUGCUGUCGCUGCUGCUAUGAUGUUAGAUCCAAGAUUUCAUCAUAAUUCUACAGUACCUUAUCACCCAACAACGACACCAGUUUCAAUGGCUAUGGCAGCAGUUCAAAGUUCACAGCAAAUUCAAGGUUCUAGUCAACACGGCGAAUAUCCACCGUCGUUACAAAAUUGUAUGACGCUUUUUUAAUUAAGUUCGAAAAGAUUUUUAACAAAGAAUUGUUUUCUAUUUGAUUUUUAUUUAAUCUAGUCAAUUUUAUGGUAAAAAUUAUAUCUUACAAAGAAUUUAUGAUUAAGAUAGGGAGUUUUUGCAUUUUAUGCUAACACAACUUGUAUUAAUAUAUAAGAACGUUUGAUAAAAACAUUAAAAUAAUAAAAAUUAAAUUGAAUUAAA
Molecule: messenger RNA, 2943 nt
Organism: Onthophagus taurus
Lineage: Eukaryota; Metazoa; Arthropoda; Insecta; Coleoptera; Scarabaeidae
Product: zinc finger protein 271
Biological process (GO): regulation of transcription by RNA polymerase II
Cellular component (GO): nucleus
Molecular function (GO): DNA-binding transcription factor activity, RNA polymerase II-specific; protein binding
Source: RefSeq, a predicted model, not a curated record